This is a messenger RNA of Aureobasidium vineae, 1029 nucleotides long. The record is from the annotation of a GenBank genome assembly. Lineage: Eukaryota; Fungi; Ascomycota; Dothideomycetes; Dothideales; Saccotheciaceae.
AUGCGUGGUUCCACCGAACUCGGCUCGCCUUCGCUGGCCCUCAAUGUCGAGGUGCUACGCAGCCCUUCUCUGCCCGACAGUGGCACUCCUCUUUGGGAUUCGAUGUCGUUACCCAGCAGCCCUUCGCUUAGAGCCCGUGUGCCUGACUCUACCAUGGACUUGAAUCGUUGGUCAAAACGUGGCUUCUCCGAGGAUCUCGCUUUGCCCCCUCGCCAGAUUGAGAAGCCUUUCCGCUUCUUGGAUUUACCUGCUGAGAUCAGAAACAUGAUCUACGAGCUUACCUUUGACCGGAUCGAUGUUUCCCUUUGUCGUAAUCGCAAUCUCUGGAACUGCUCUUGCUGCUGGGGUUGUUCCUGCCCCUGGAAUCAUUGCUGCCGUGCACAUCUCGGGUUUCUGAAGCGCCAGUACCAGCUUUCCCCAAUUGCUUCAGUCAGCAAAUCCAUUCGGACAGAAGCCAUGUCUCUUUACUUUGCUACUACUGAUUUUACUUGGUAUUGGGAUCCUUUGAGGGUACGCUGUCAUUACAACAACCACGGUCUUCCAACUGCCACCAAGUUCCUUGCGGACGUCAUGGAGUUCGCUGCAACCAAUGGCGUUCAGAUCAAAAGCGUCACCGUCCGUAGUCUCUGCAACUGCCACAAUCCCACUCAAUACUUGGCAAAGAUCGCUUCGUCUGUACGCUUCCUCGCGCCACUCCGAAAAUCUCUUGAUCUGACUGGUCGUGUGCAUCCGGCACUUCGCGAGUUCAAGUUCGCGGAGGAGAAUUCAUUGGCGCGUCGCAUCUUUAACUUUGCUGGUUCUCUUGAAUCGCCGAACCUCAAGAAGAUGAUGAUGACGAAUUCACAGCUCAGACUCUUCCUGCGCGCCGACCCAGAUGGAUCUGAACUGAUUCGUGCGAUUGAGAUACAAGAACGGGUCAACGCAUGCGAGGCUCAAAGACAAAAGAAAGAAGCAACAAGAAGGCAAAAUCAAGCCAAAGGACUUGAGAGAUGGAAUGGCGUUCUUCGCAGUCGUUCUGCCACAGAUUAG